Molecule: messenger RNA, 419 nt
Organism: Theobroma cacao (cacao)
Lineage: Eukaryota; Viridiplantae; Streptophyta; Magnoliopsida; Malvales; Malvaceae
Source: RefSeq, a predicted model, not a curated record
AGGAAAAAAUGCCAAAGAAAAGCAAAAAAUUAAAGAAGGCAAUGGUGGUUGUAACUUGGUUAGAUAGUGAUAUUUCAAGUUCUGAUGUUGAAAAAGAAAAAGUUGAAGAAAGAGCAAAUUUAUCUCUGAUGGCAAGGGAUGAUGAAUCCGAGGUUGAGCUAAAGCUAAAAGACACAUGUUCAAGAGCUCAACUAAAGGAGAAACAGCCUUGGUAUAUGGACAGUGGCUGCUCAAGGCACAUGACUAGAAACGAAAUGCUAUUUGCUCAACUUGACAAGAAAAAAGGAGGUAUCGUAUCCUUUGGUGAUGAUUCGAAAGGUAGAAUUCAUGGCACAGGAACGGUUGGUAAGAACUCUCAAACUCAAAUUAGUCAUGUGUUGUUGGUUAAAGGAUUGAAACACAAUUGAUUAAGUAUAAGC